Paramormyrops kingsleyae is the source of this 4491-nucleotide messenger RNA. It is a transcript of the gene tmem184ba, whose product is annotated as transmembrane protein 184ba. Lineage: Eukaryota; Metazoa; Chordata; Actinopteri; Osteoglossiformes; Mormyridae. The record is from RefSeq and is a predicted model, not a curated record.
GCCUUGACGCCGCUACACCGUAAUCCCGAUGGAUUGAGUCAGGGACGGAGGUGAAGAGGCGAGCAAAGGAUCAGCUCUGUCCCUGCACCGCUUACUGUUUUUAUUUUUGUGCGAUUUUUAAGCGUCUUUAAAAUACAUUUUUGGAAAGUAAAAAAAUCAGAGGUUUUAUUAUGUAUUGUUAGUCGCCGGGGGUGUUGAAUGAUCAGAUCCAAGCAGACCCAGCCUUUGGAAGUUUUGGGGCCACUGCAGAUGAGAUGAACAGGUUGUGGAGACGUGAUGUACCCCUCUCCGAGCGCCUUGGGGACGACUCGCCCGUCGGCAUGGCGCCGGGACCCCCGGCCACCGCCGCCCCCGCCGGGCCUAAUAUCUCCUGGCUGCCAGAGGCACCACUGUUAAGCCCAGAGCAGCCCAUCUUCCUGAUGACCACGGCGGCCCAGGCUGUGUCGGGCUUUUGCGUGUGGACCGCCCUGCUGCUCACCUGCCACCAGAUCUACAUGCACCUGCGUUACUACAGCGCCCCCAACGAGCAGAGGCACAUCGUGCGCAUCCUCUUCAUCGUGCCCAUCUACGCCUUCGACUCGUGGCUCAGCCUGCUCUUCUUCACCAACGAGGAGUACUAUGUCUACUUCGACACCGUCAGGGACUGCUACGAAGCGUUCGUCAUCUACAACUUCCUCAGCUUGUGCUACGAGUACCUGGGAGGGGAGAGUGCCAUCAUGGCAGAGAUCCGGGGGAAGCCCAUUGAGUCCAGCUGCAUGUACGGCACAUGCUGCCUCUGGGGGAAGACCUACUCCAUCGGCUUCCUGAGGUUCUGUAAGCAGGCUACCCUGCAGUUCUGCGUGGUGAAGCCCCUGAUGGCCAUGGUGACGGUCAUCCUGCAGGCCUUUGGGAAAUAUCGAGACGGAGACUUCAAUGUGGCCAGUGGGUACCUGUAUGUGACCAUCGUGUACAACAUCUCCGUCAGCCUCUCUCUCUACGCCCUCUUCCUCUUCUACUUCGCCACGCGUGAGCUGCUCAGCUCCUACAGCCCCAUGCUGAAGUUCUUCAUGGUCAAGUCCGUCAUCUUCCUCUCCUUCUGGCAGGGCCUGCUGCUGGCCAUCCUCGAGAAGUGUGGCACCAUCCCCCGGAUCACCUCGUCGGAAAUGUCCGUGGGCGAGGGCACGGUGGCGGCCGGCUACCAGAACUUCAUCAUCUGCGUGGAGAUGUUCUUCGCUGCCCUGGCACUGCGACAUGCCUUCACCUACAAGGUCUACAUGGACAAGAGGCUGGACUCCCAAGGGCCGAUACCCACAUACGGACAGUACGGCCGCUGUGCCCCAAUGAAGAGCAUCUCCAGCAGCCUGAAGGAGACGAUGAACCCGGGCGACAUCGUCCAAGACGCCAUCCAUAACUUCUCUCCGGCCUAUCAGCAGUACACGCAGCAGUCCACGCUGGAGCAGCGCUCGGGACCGGCCGUGUCCCGCAGCCACAGUGUCACCAGCACCCGCGACAAUGAGAAGACACUGCUGCUCAGCUCUGAUGAUGAGUUCUGACCCCCACCCAGCCUGGAUGGAGGGGGGUCCAGGGGGAGGGGAGGGGCUUUUAUCAGGUGACCCUGCUCUCAUCCGGUGGCUCCCCAAGGGGCGAAGUGCCAUGGCCCCCUCCCCAUACACACUGUGGCCAACUUUACACACACAGAGUUACAGGCAUUUAAUCUACCCUACAGAGACUUGACCAUGAUGAACGGGCACACGUUAUUGUUUUUGGAACAGAACAUAAGACCAGCACACAGACACACACACAUGCCCGCUUUAGAUGUGGGAGGGGCUUCAGCUGGAUUGCACUUUCCCACUCCCUCAGACACCUAUACAGUCCAAAGCACUUAAACUCCCCGCUGAGUUCUGCAUGACAGCAGAGUGCUGUUUGUGUAGUCAGUGGCCCACAGUGUGACACAAGACAUCCGCAUCGAUUACCCAGACCGCUGCCAACGGUACAAGCUGUCCUAUAUGCUGCAACUGUACAGCCAUGCUGAGUAUGCAGUUCCGUAGGGGUGUGUUUGUACCCCAAACCGGUUUAAACAUCCAUCACUGAGCAUCAUUAAAGCAUCGGUGGGCUACCCACCCAGGUCUGUAAAUAAGAUGGACAGAUUGGUAAAUAUGAUUCACAUUCACAGAACAUUGAGGUCCACACACCCGCUGACCGGAAACGUUGGCACAUGGAGGUCUAUAUACACAAGCAGGCACACACACACACACACACACACCGAGCAGACAGACCAGUGCACACAGGCCAUAGAGGUUACUGCCGAUGGGAACGCACUGAAAGGUGCUAAACACCUUUAACGAGAGCUAAUCCUCUGAUUUCGGAAUUAUGUCGUCCGAGACCCGCAACGCUGCUUAUAAAACUGUUGCCAAAAAGAGGAAGAAUUUCUCAUGACCCCCCCAACCCCCAUUCCAUAGAGGGACUGAGGCUGAUGUGUGUGGCAUGCAAAUCGUCAUACGCAGCUCUUACAUGGAAGGGGAAUAGGGCUGAAUUGGCUGCCGGCGGUGCUAUGAUACCGAAGGCUAUGGAGGAGUACAGGAUGCGAGGGUCCAGCCCUGAGUGGUGGCCGGUAAAGGGCGGGAUUACACUCCUGACAUUUCCGGACAUUCUUCACGGCCCAGGCUUUCGCUGAUGCCAUAAGGCGGUGUUUCUCAACCCGGUCCUCGGGGACCCCCGGCCGGUCCACGUUUUCGGAAAAACCAUGGAGCUGGGCGCAAACAAAAAUGUGGGCUGUCUGACAGGGAGCAAGGAGGGAGCAAAAACGUGGACCGGGUUUUGAAACCCGUCUGUAAGGUACAUAGGCAUUGGUGAUUCACAGGCUUUAGCUGUAAUGGUACACAGAGACUUUCUAAUCAUUAGCCUUACGGGGACAUAUUUAUGUCUAACUGUAGUUAGAGAGUGAUAAACAUUGUAAUAUGUUGCUGUGUAGGGCUGGGCGGUAUCAUAUCGAUAUAUCACGCUUGCGCGAUAAUCACCGAGCCUGAUCAAAUGACAGACGAAGCAUUUGGCCGGAUGCCAGCUUUUUGGUGCUAUACGGACAUUAAUUUAUGCCCAUAAUUUGGUAAGAGGAUUAGUAGUGUGGCUUAAAUAUUAAUGAGAUGCGUUUUGUGAUACCCAAAAGUUAGUAAUCUGUAUAAACUUUGUUUCUUAAAUUCGAUUAGCGGAGCACCCCACAUAAUACUGUUUUGGUAUACUACGGUUUGGUAUGCGACAGUGCAAUAUGUACUUAAGUCGCGGUGUAGAAGAGAAGCCACGAUAUCAACUAUACUAAUAAUGACUUUUGGACGUCAUACAAAGCCUCAUUAAUAUCUUAGCCGUACUACUAAACUGCUUGAAUUGUAGGCGUAAAUAAAUGUCCGUAUAGCACCGAAAAGCUGGCGCAUGGCCAAAUGUUGCGCCUGUCAUCUGAAGCCCUGGUGAUGAUUGCACAUGCGCGAUAUGAUAUCGCCCAGCCCUAUGCUCUGAAGCAAAUUAAAUUUACUGCAGCAGGUCCUGGCUCCGGCGCACUGCAGGUGUACAGGGUGUCAGUCGUGAAGCAGUACACGCAUGCUGUUGCAUAAUCGACAGACGGCGAGAGUUUGUGUCACCAUAAGAAGAGUGAUCAUGCUCUUCCCAUGGUGACUACAUACACGCUGCCUCUAUGGUGUAGUGCUGGGCUUGUAACACUAGGGGGCAACAGUAAAAUCUAAUUUACACAUGAAGCGCUGUUCUGAUCCCACAAUAAGAAAUGUACGUUGCCUUUUCUAUAGUUAUCCUCUUUAUCGUUAGCUUUUAGAGUGCCAGUGCCACACCCUUAUAGGGGCCAAUAUAUUUAACAGCUUUCGGAGAAUAUUUGGGUAGUCCUUAACAUAACUAUAGCUCCGUAUAUGCAGGGCUAACGAGUGACACAAAAAGGCCAUGAAACAUUUUGCCUGGGUUAAAGACAAGGUCACAUUUCUUUGGGAGUGGUUUUCAUAGACCAGUAAAAUGUACUGCAAGAAUUGCUGUGGAAGAAUGAUUUUGAGAGUCUGAGGUCUUUUGUGCAUAUUUUUCCCUCAAGUGUCCUCAAAAUAGAAAUCCUAAAUCUCAUUUGUGUGACAUCCCUCCUUUCUUUUAAAGCUAAUUGCUUCUGCUGAUAUGCUUUACUAUUAGGGAUUUUUAAAUGAACUUUCCUACUUUCUGCUAUCUUCUCUGAUCCUGCGAUCUCUGCAGCUUGGUUUAUUUUAUGAAUAAGGUAUAUAAAUAUUGUUAUUGCUCAAAGAAAAUAGGAUAUUGUAAAUAAACUUUAAAAGUAAAUGCUGGAAGAAUUUUAAUGGUUAUCAUAAUGUAAAGGUCAAAGAUGCUUAGUUUUGUACUGUCAUUGUUCCAUAUUGCCGUUUAUUUUUACCCGUUCUCCCCUUGCUCUUUGUAUAUUUACAAAAGGCUUGACAGAUUAUGCUUCUAUUUUCGCCUUUGUGAUGUUCAGAUGAAAAAUAAAAUGGAAGAAUAAAG